Messenger RNA from Aspergillus ibericus CBS 121593, 1980 nucleotides. RefSeq names its product MCT family MFS transporter. Gene Ontology annotation, biological process: transmembrane transport. The record is from RefSeq and is a predicted model, not a curated record. Lineage: Eukaryota; Fungi; Ascomycota; Eurotiomycetes; Eurotiales; Aspergillaceae. Bases 270 to 1775 code for a protein of 501 amino acids. Gene Ontology annotation, molecular function: transmembrane transporter activity. The transcript has 2 exons.
CUUGUUUCCUUUUAGGCCUUCUAUGACACAUCGGCGCCUUUUAAACCUUGCCUUUUCCUGGAGUCUUGUUUUAAAUCCUGCGACAUGUGGUGCUUUGAUCUCUACCCCGCCGAGUUCUCUUCUGUUUCUGUACUUGACUUUCUUGGCUGCUAUUGGGGACUUCAUGUGAAUGUUCGAUAGAGUCCUCGAUGUGGUACCUGGAAGUCAACGGUCCUGGUCUAGAGCAGCGUGUUUUUUUCUCCUAACCUAUCCCAUAUCAGCACCGGGCAAUGGCUGAUAACACGCCAAUUGACAUCAUCCACUCGGAAGACUAUGAUGGGACACCAGGCCUAGAUCCACUGUCUCUAGAUCAGCAACAAGAUUUGACUCCCAAAGACGCAGAGACCAAAGACGAACAGCAUAUUCUUCCAGACGGCGGCUAUGGUUGGGUUUGUGUCGCGUGCGUCUUCUGGAUCAAUGCGCACACGUGGGGAAUCAACAGCAGCUAUGGUGUCUUCCUCUCCUACUAUCUCUCCCAUCAUGUGUUCCCCAACGGUUCUGCGUUGGCCUACGCUUUUACUGGCGGCCUGAGCAUCUCCUGCGCUCUUCUGGUAGCUCCUCUAGCAACAUCUCUCAUCCACCUUUCCGGAACCCGUCUGGUCCUGAACCUCGGGGUCUUCUUUGAAACCGUCUCCCUAAUUGGGUCCUCUUUCGCCACAGAGCUUUGGCACAUUUUUCUCAGCCAAGGCGUCUGCUUCGGAUGGGGCAUGGGCUUCCUCUUUGUUGGGAGCGUAGGCAUUACCCCUCAAUGGUUUCACCGCCGCCGCAGUCUAGCAAUGGGCAUCAAUGCAGCCGGCUCGGGAAUCGGAGGCCUAAUCUACUCCCUCGCAGUCGGCGCCAUAAUCCCCAGACUAGGCCUAAGCUGGGCCUUCCGAAUCCUCGGAAUCAUUGCCUGCGUCGUCAACCUAGUAUGCGCCAAUCUACUAAGAGACCGGAACAAAGACAUCGGAAGCCGCCACCACGCAUUCGCCCUACCCCUACUCAAGCGCCCUGAAUUCCUCCUCUUCCUUGGCUGGGGAAUCUUCAGUAUGCUAGGCUACGUUGCCCUCCUAUUCAGCGUCGCCAACUUCGCCCUCUCCGUCGGACUCUCCCCCCACCAAGGCAGCGUCGUCAGUGCCCUGCUCAAUCUCGGCCAAGGCCUAGGACGACCCAUCGUAGGCAUGUUCAGCGAUAAACUCGGCCGAAUCAACAUUGCCACCUUCCUCACCUUCCUCUGUGGCUUAUUCUGCCUAGUGAUCUGGACCUUCGCCCGCAGUAUGGGGGUAGUCUCCUUCUUCGCCAUCCUCGUCGGCACAGUCGCAGGCACCUACUGGGCAACAGUAACCCCCGUCCUGGCCGAGAUUAUCGGUCUGCGAGACCUUCCCAGCGGCCUUAGCAUCACCUGGCUCGUUUUGGUACCCCCGACGACCGUGUCCGAGGCCAUUGCUCUUGUGCUGCGGGAUAACGGCUCAUAUCUAAAAGUCCAGAUCUUCACGGGGUUCAUGUAUAUAGGUGGUGCGGUGUGUUUGUGGCUCGUGCGGGGAUGGAAGAUUGGGGAACUUGUGCGGGCCGAGAAGAGAGUUACGUCGACGUCUGCUGGUGUGAUGGUUCCUGGUGGGAAGAAAGAGGAGGUAUCUGCGCAACCGGGUGAGAAGUAUGAGGCCCCGGUUGGGAUACCCGCACCAGAGGCGAAGGAGAGUGAGUUGUGGUCGCCGAUUCAUUUGCUACGUGGGAUGGUGGCGUUGAGGAGGGUUUAGUCUGAAAAGAAAAAGAAAAAGACGAAAGAACAGAACACCAAAGACUAGACUAGACAUGAGAUGGAUGUCUAGAUUAUUGCUAUUCUAGAAUAGAAUUGCAUUGGUCAAGAAUAAUACAUACAGACAGACAGACAGACAGAGACAUGGAUCCUACAUGAGCACCGCUAGACGCCUUAUAGUCGUGGUGGAGGUUGCAUACCCAAUA